UAAUCAGGCAAAACAAAAAGGAAUUUCAGAAAAUCAAAAGCAAACAGUACCCUUAAAUUGAAUUGAUUAUAUCGAAACACUUUCCAGUGUCUGCAACCGACUACGGGAAAUCAAUUCGUUGAUUUCUUAUCUGUCAGUCUCUGAAAUUAAUCUCAAUUUCGUAGCGUCCCUCAUCCUCCAAGGUUGAAGACGACAUGGAUUGACAAGUUGAAUGAAGCAAGCAGCAAUCUGCUUCGUUCUGGGAUCCAGGCCGCGGCGAUAGACGACGGACUUCUAGUUGCGUCUGGCAGCUCCGGUCAUCUUCCUCAAGCGUCUGGCGACGAUGCGUUCAGCGAAUCCGGUCAUCUUCUCCGGCAGUGCGCGACCAGCGGCAGCUCCUUCUGGCAACGCGCUUCUGUCAUGCCUCUCCGACGAACCCACGACAGACCCAGCGCAGUUUCAAGCAGCUCCGGCGGCGCGCGACCUUCUUCAGAACAGAUCCGUGGCGUCUGCACCAUGUCCGGCAGCGGCAACGUCCAACCAUUCCAGCGACAAUCCUUUUCUCAAGAAAGCGUCCAGUCCAGCAAUUCCUUCCCGAUCUACUCCGAUCUAUCACACCGGCUAAGGGACGGCUGUUCUCGGCUCAGCCCCAUGGUGCGAGAACGGCCGAGGUAACCACACCUCAAAGUGGAGGUCGGCGCAUCACUCUAAACCUCGACACCCACCAGAAUUGACCAUCGGAAAAGGUUCAACCCUCACCGGAAUCACUCAUCGGAACACUAUCGGUUUCUCUCCCUUUCCUUCACUCUCUAACUCUCUAUCCGUUUUGGUUCUUAACUCACUAACCAUUCCCAAGAAACUCCAUCUAAUAUAACCCUAAAAAUAACUUCCUCUAGCUAAAAAAUCACACACACAUGGUUAUAACCAAGUGGGCAAAUGGGCAUAGGGUUUGAGGUAUGGGUAUGAGAAUUGGAUUUGGGUUAAAGGAUUCGGCCAAUUCAGUGGUCGGGCUAUGGAGUGGGCUAUCGAGGAACUUCUCGAGUUAGACCUCGAAUAACCAAAAUUUUCAACAGAAAUCAAGUUAGAAAAAAAAUUAAUUGGGUAAACAAACUCAGAAUAGUUACUCCAAAAGUAGUGUUAAUUACUCUAAAAAUAACAAUGUAGUUCCACUUUAAUUUAGAAAAAUUAAAAAAUGUGGAUUAGGUGCUUGUUUUAAGUCAACACUUAACUUGUGCUGAAUGCAUUAUGAUAAAUUAUGCCAUCACAUGAAUUCGGACAUGAGUACCAUACCUGCAAGGCUGCAACAUACACGUGAUAUAUAUAUAUAUACCUGCAGACAUAUUGAUUGCAGUAUAUAUCGAAGCCACAUUAUUUUGUCAUUUAGAAGAUAUUCGAUUCAUAUAUAUAUAUAUAUAUAUUGGACAGUUUUUCGUUAUUGAAAUAACUGUCUGAAACCAUGGCUAUGCGUUUUUCUUGUUUUCUUCACAGGCAAAUUUAUUGCCCUGUUCAAGCCUAUGCUGUAAGGAAAGCUUCGAAACCCAUCUGUGUUUCUUUAACGGCACAUGUCGGCGUCGGCGGCGUGGAGACACGUGUUCAGAUGCCGGCGGAACGGCGAUCGGGAAACUACAACCCCCCGUUGUAUAAUUUCGAUUAUAUUCAGUCGUUAAGCAGCGAGUAUGGGGAGAAUAGGCACUUGGAAAGGGCUUCUGAGCUGGUGAAACAAGUUAAGAUGGCGUUGAAUGAAGAAAUCGACACAGUUCAAAAGUUGGAGUUGAUCGAUGAUUUGCAGAGACUCGGAGUAUCUUAUCUCAUGGAGGAUGAAAUCCAUCGAAUCUUGGAUCGUUUGUAUGCCGAAAGAUUCUGUAAGGAUGAAGAAAAGAGGUCGCUUUACUCGACGGCUCUCGAAUUCAGACUCUUUAGACAACAUGGAUUUAUUGUUGGUCAAGAUGUAUUCGAUUGCUUCAAGAAUGAAAUGGGAGAUUUCAACCCGAGCCUAGGCAACGAUACUUUGGGGUUGUUGCAACUCUAUGAAGCUUCUUUCUUGUUGAGACCGGGCGAAUGGAAGUUGGAGGAGGCGACAAGAUUUUCCAAAGGUUUGCUCGAGGAAAAGCUCGAUGAUGGAUCACUUGGGGUUGAUGAGAAUCGUGUAAUAUCGGUUCGCAGUGCUUUGGAGCUCCCCAUUCAUUGGAGGAUUCAAUGGCCGAAUGCGAGAUGGUUUAUCGACGCAUACGGCCGGAGACUCGACAUGAACCCGGUUUUGCUAGAACUUGCGAAAACCAAUUUCAACAUCCUCCAAGCAAAACAUCAACAAGAGUUGAAACAUGUUUCAAUGUGGUGGAAACAAACUGAGCUAGCGGAGGUGCUGCCGUUUGCGCGGGAUAGAUUGGUGGAGUGCUACUUCUGGACGCUCGGAGGACUUUUCCGGCCGGAGUAUGGCUACACAAGAAUGCAAAUUACCAAGGUCAAUACUUUGAUUACGGUGAUCGACGAUAUAUUCGAUGUGUACGGAACCUUGGAAGAGCUAAAACUCUUCGAUGAAGCCUUCGAAAGAGGCGAUGUCAAAGCGAUUGAGAAGCUCCCACACUAUAUGAAAAUGUGUCAUCUUGUACUCAAUAGCCUCAUUGACGAAAUCGCAUACGGCGUCCUCAAAGAACAACGACUCCUCGUCAUCGAACAUUUAAGAAAAUCAUGGCGGGACUUAUCUCGAAGUUAUCUACAAGAAGCUGAGUGGUUUUCCGCGGGACACACACCAACACUCGAGGAAUACAUAGCCAACGCAUGGAUGUCAAUAUCCGCAAUUACGAUACUUACAAACAUAUAUUUCACCACCGGCGAUCCAAUAGAGAAGGAAGCCAUGGAAGAAGUGUGCAAGUAUCACAACCUAGUUCGUUUUUCCGGGAUGCUCUUACGACUUGCCAAUGAUAUGGGAACGUCGCCGGAUGAGAUGGCGAGAGGUGAUGUGCCAAAAUCGAUCGAGUGUUACAUGAAUGAAAGGGGCGCUAGUCGAGAAGAGGCGAAGGAGCAUAUCAUGGCAAUGAUUGCGGAGACAUGGAAACAUAUGAAUGAAGAAGUUGCAAGAACACAACAGGGGGACUCUCCACAAUUUCCUCGAGCUUUUGUGCGAUGCGCAAUGGAUCUCGGGCGAAUGGCGCAGUAUAUGUACCAACAUGGAGAUGGCCAUGGAACUCAGAAACAGCCUCAGAUCAAGAACAGGAUUCCAUCUCUGCUUUUUAACCCUAUUGAUCAGUAAAGUCGAUACAUUUGGAUAUAUGGAAUAGCAUUUAUUGGUAUCUACAUUAUACUCAAAUUGCUCACUUUGUGAUGGUGAAAAUAAUAUAUAAGAUCUGGUUUAAGUUUAUCUUCUUAC
Molecule: messenger RNA, 3346 nt
Organism: Andrographis paniculata
Lineage: Eukaryota; Viridiplantae; Streptophyta; Magnoliopsida; Lamiales; Acanthaceae
Product: terpineol synthase, chloroplastic-like
Exons: 7
Coding region: 1436-3229 (597 amino acids)
Biological process (GO): diterpenoid biosynthetic process
Molecular function (GO): magnesium ion binding; terpene synthase activity
Source: RefSeq, a predicted model, not a curated record